GUGGGUGAUGUGGGAGUGGUCGUGUGGUUUAUUAAGAGGUGUGUCACCGGAAUUAGACAGGCCAGGGCUGCUCUGCGAGUUUGCUGUGGGUUUCGUGCAAGAUUGCCAAGAUACAUACGAGGCGAUGGCUAGCUCUACUGUCAGACAGAGAUCAGUGGGAGAGGAGCUAAAAGAUAAAAGAAAAGAGCAGCGUCACUUAAAGAAGAUCAAGGACGAUGCUGAAACAAAGCGAAAAAGAAAAAUAAUAUUGUGGAUACUAGCACUCACAGUUCUCCUCUCCCUCUCUGUCUAUUAUUAUAAUUAUAAACCCUCCAAGGGAAGGCAGCAGACACCUUCUCCCAUCCCCCAACAGGCUCCAUCAUCCGGUAUCAAUGACGCAAAGUCAAGCAAUCAGUCUACUACAAAGAGCGAACCAUCUUCAAAAAAGUCUCCAUCAACGAAAGAACAAUUGUCUAAAUCGAAGUCUAAAAAGAAUAAAAGUUCGUCCGAAAAAGUCUCGUCCAAGAAAGAGAAAGCCUUGCCCAAAAAAGAGAAGGCCUCACCCAAAAAAGAGAAGGCCUCGCCUACAAAAUCUCAGAAAUCAGGCCCAGCUUCGAAAAGCAGGGAAGAGCUUUUAAAGACGAAAAUCAGCGACUUACCAAUCCUCCGUCGCCCCGUCCCCCCCAGCGACCCCGACCGACCACUUAUAAUGGAAAUACUCGAGGCAGACGACUAUUUAAAGGGAGGCUACUACUCUGAGGCACUCGAUAAAUUCAAAAAGGUUCUAAAACGUUUUAAGCAGAGUCCCCGAGGUCUCUUAGGCAAGGCUCUUGCUUUAGAAGGACUGGGAAAGACCAAAGGAAGCAUCAAGUACUUGGAUAAAGCUAUUGACAUUUACUAUCAAAUAUCAUUUGAGGCGAGCUCGUUGGCAAAUGAUGAUAUAAAAUUAGCAGCGCUAAUGGGACUAGCUGAUUGCGCAGAGAGACGAGAGAAGACGACCAUGUUGAUUAAAGCGUUGAAAAAAGCAGUUGUAAUGGAACCAAUGCACGAGGUAUAUGCCACUAAACUAGCCCAAGCAUACAUGAAAGGAGGACAGAUGGAGGAGGCAGAGAAACUCCUUGAGGACGUCAUUAAUAAAUGGCCAGGGAACUCUCUCGCCCACGCUAAUCUUGGAUACCUUCAUUAUAAAGGUGGGCGGUUUGAUAAAGCAAUGCCUCAUCUUGUGAAAGGGCUGUCUGAAAAUAGAGAGAUACAAAAGAAUCCAAAGUUUUAUUUAUAUACCGGAGAGACUCUCUCAAGAUUGGACAAGACUGAAGAGGCUGGUUUAGUAUAUGCUGAAGGUGUUGCUAGAGGUUUCUUUCCAUCAGUUGAUCAGAGAUCACUGUACAAUGAGCCUGACCUUGAAGCCAGGCCAUGGUGGAAAGUGAACGAAGUGGGAGAGCAAGUCCUAGUUGAAUUAGAAAAGAUGGCACCUGUCCUGAAAAGUGAGUUAAUGUCAGCUAUAGAGACUAAUGCUGAUAUGUUCUCUGAUGCUAAUCAGACACAGAUCAUCCUCAUAUCAAAAGGAAAGUGGAACAAGAGACCCUGUACAGUCCUACCCACUCUCUGCCAGCUCCUCCAUAAAAUGCCUUCAGCUACUAAAUGUAGGAGAGGAGAGACAAAGGUAUUACUAAUCCCAGGCCCAGUUCAUAUUUCGUCUCACAUUGGGCUCACCAACACAAAUUUAAGAGCACUCCUUCCUCUAAACUUAUCUGGCCCAUUAAAAAUAAGAAUGAACAAAGACACAAGGGAGCUAAGAGAAGGACUGGUCUCAGUCAUAGAUGACUCGUUUGAACAGGAAAUGCUGUACACUGGAAAGGGACAGAGUCUCAUUCUUACGGUUGAUUUCUGGCACCCAGACUUACCAGAAACAAAGAGAAAAAAAUUAUCGACACUGUAAUAAUAAUAAUAUUAAUAAACUUUAUAUUCGUAACAUUUUAUGAUUUUUAGAAUAAAUAUAAUAAUUAUUAUUAUUUCAUUGGUAUACUAAGGAACAUUGUUUCUUUAAAUACA
Messenger RNA from Amphimedon queenslandica, 2031 nucleotides. Its product is annotated as aspartyl/asparaginyl beta-hydroxylase-like. The transcript has 6 exons. Gene Ontology annotation, cellular component: endoplasmic reticulum. Gene Ontology annotation, biological process: peptidyl-aspartic acid hydroxylation. The coding region runs from base 8 to 1918 and encodes 636 amino acids. The record is from RefSeq and is a predicted model, not a curated record. Lineage: Eukaryota; Metazoa; Porifera; Demospongiae; Haplosclerida; Niphatidae. Gene Ontology annotation, molecular function: protein binding; peptidyl-aspartic acid 3-dioxygenase activity.